AUGGACGCAAAGCCACAACGCCCUGCGAGGGCUCUCCGUGUACGCGACGAGAACGCGCUACCCCAAUUACCAGCUGGAAAGGCUCUGCACUCGCGCGGAAAGUCAACACCAGCACUAUCUACACUGAUGCAGGUCGGAGGCAUCAAGGCGGUCGCAGCCAAGCGGACCGUGUUUGGCGAUGUCAGCAAUACUACACGGCAGCCUGUAGCAAAGGAUGACAUGCAGGUCACCGGAAAGAAGAAGGGCCUCGAGGUGCUCAAGGAAACCUCUGCCGUCACAGUCAAGGAAAUCACGAAGCCUGGUGCAUUAGCACGACCGGCGCAACGCCCUCUAGCAAACGUCACAACAAAGACCAACGCGUCAAUGGAGACAAGUGAAGUCGCGUCUGCUGUUCCCAAGCAUGUCAACGCCAACCAACCGACGGCCGACGCCCGCAAAGCCCUGUCCAAGAAGUCCUCCACAGCUGUUUUCAAGGAGCCGCAGCCAGAACCCCUUAGCGACACAACUCUUGUAAAUGUACCUGCUCGCCAACCUCUCCUUACCCAGCCAUCUUCAUUUCCCAACGUGGACCGUGCCCCAGCACAGUCCCAGCAGGCAGCGACCAUCCCUGAAGAGGAAGAGAAGACCGAGUCAAAAAAUGGGGCGGACGACAGGUACGAAUACCUGGAUGCGUUAGAGGAGCAGGCGCGCGUCCUGGAACAAGAACGCAACGAAGAGCUUGCCAAGGUCAACGACCUCGACCAAGAAGAGUACUGGGACGAGGAGGAAGAUGAGGAGUACUAUGAUGCCGACGGCUACACUACUGCUCGUUCUCUUCGAUCGCGUGGCGACAACACGACUGGUGGUGUUACCCUGGUCCUUGCGCCUAGGAUCACUGCAAAGACAAAACGCGAGCUAGAGGCUGCUAAGAUAUUCGUCGAGGCAAAUCGGAGUGACGAAGAUGUGGAAGACGAGCAGUGGGACACCUCCAUGGUCGCUGAGUACGGUGAUGAGAUCUUUGAAUACAUGCACUCUCUUGAGGAGCGCAUGAAGCCAAACGCUUCUUAUAUGGAUCACCAGGCCGAGAUACAAUGGUCGAUGCGAUCAGUAUUGAUGGACUGGCUUGUCCAGGUCCACAACCGCUUCACCCUUCUUCCGGAAACACUUUUCCUCGCUGUCAACUAUGUCGACCGUUUCCUCUCAUGUAAGGUGGUCUCACUCGGCAAGCUGCAGCUGGUCGGCGCCACUGCUCUCUUCGUCGCUGCCAAAUACGAGGAGAUCAACUGUCCUUCAGUGCAGGAGAUCGUAUACAUGGUCGACGGUGCUUACACUGCCGACGAGGUUCUGAAAGCUGAGCGCUUCAUGCUUAGCAUGCUUCAGUUUGAACUGGGUUGGCCCGGCCCAAUGAGCUUUCUCCGCCGCAUCAGCAAGGCAGAUGACUACGACCUGGAGACUCGUACUCUAUCAAAGUACUUUUUGGAGAUCACCGUUAUGGAUGAGCGCUUUGUCGGUUGCGCUCCCAGCUUUCUGUCCGCUGGUGCUCACUGUCUCGCUCGCUUCAUGCUGAAGAAGGGUGACUGGUCGCAAGCACACGUACAUUAUUCUGGAUACACAUUGACCCAACUUCGCCAACUCAUAACGGUAAUCCUUGAGUGCUGCGACAAUCCCCAGAAGCACCACGCUGCUGUGUACGAGAAGUACACUGACAAGCGCUAUAAGCGUGCUUCCAUCUUCGUAGAGGCGGAGGUCUCAAAGGGCUUCUCUCUGCCCUUUGUGUCUAGGGACAGCCUGGCGAGCCAAACAUGGAGGCGAAAGUGA
Alternaria arborescens is the source of this 1797-nucleotide messenger RNA. Its product is annotated as G2/mitotic-specific cyclin-4. Gene Ontology annotation, biological process: regulation of cyclin-dependent protein serine/threonine kinase activity; mitotic cell cycle phase transition. NCBI's taxonomy places the organism in Eukaryota, Fungi, Ascomycota, Dothideomycetes, Pleosporales, Pleosporaceae. The record is from RefSeq and is a predicted model, not a curated record. Gene Ontology annotation, molecular function: cyclin-dependent protein serine/threonine kinase regulator activity. Bases 1 to 1797 code for a protein of 598 amino acids. The transcript is spliced from 3 exons. Gene Ontology annotation, cellular component: cyclin-dependent protein kinase holoenzyme complex; nucleus; centrosome.